AAAUCAAAUGGCCACACCGCUUCUCUCACCCGGGCAUGCCCUUUUCUGAAAAUGCCCUCCGACAGAAUCCCUAAAAAAACCCUAUUUUCCUCUGCCACUCUCAAUCCUCGCAGGUACUAAUCUAAACAUGUUAUUAUUUUUUUUUUUGCAACCCCCGUUUGAUUCCAUAGAAAAUCCAUCCCCCAUUCGAUUUCCGGGUAAAUUCAUCCUCGUUUGAUUUCCGAGAAAAUCCAUGCAAAACCCCCAAAGAAAACCAAAAAAAUUGCUUUUCUUUUGCCCCCUGUGUUUUCUGAAUCUGUUUUAGGGUUCUCUUUGCUGUUGUGCCAUUGCAUUUAAAUUUCACGAACCCUAAAUCCACGAUUUUUGAGCCAGGCUGAAAAACACAAGCUUUGCCUGCAAAUCAUGGUCAGAUUUUGUAUCCUGUGCGCGGGCUGGACUGGUAGGAAAAUUUCUGUUUUUUUGGCCGAAAAAUCGCCGAAAUAAACCGAAACAAAACGAUUUUUCUCUGAAAUUUUCCAACCGAGGCGAUUUUUUCAAAAAAUCGCCGAAAUUUCUCCUUUUACCGAAAUUUAUCUGAAAUUUCUCCGAUUUUUGGCGAAAUUUACGGAUAUUUCUUCCGUCGACAUUUCGCCCCCCUCUUUCGUUUCGCCGACCUCCGAAACACGAAAUUUCGCCGAAAUUUCGGCGAAAAAAACAGAAAUUUUCAUCCUUGCUUAAAACCCUAGCUAGCUUUGUUCUCUGCCUUGGUGUCUUUCGGGGAGGUCGCCGGAAGUAAGCCCUCUGCCGGUCGGUUGGCCGAGACCAAGAGAGAACGCUAAUACCGGUUAUCUGAAUUGGAAUAUAUCUCCAAUGGAGAUUAAUUUGGGAAAGCUUCCAUUCGAUAUUGAUUUCCAUCCUUCCAACACGCUCGUUGCUGCAGGUCUGAUUAAUGGAGACCUUCACUUGUAUCGUUAUGGUGCCAAUUCCUUACCACAAAGGCUAUUGGAGGUUCACGCCCAUGGCGAAGAAUCUUGUAGAGCUGUUCGUUUUAUCAACAAGGGACAUGCAAUUGUGACCGGUUCUCCAGACCGCUCAAUUCUUGCCACGGAUGUGGAAACUGGAUCAGCUAUUGCUCGGCUUGAACAUUCUCAUGGGGCUGCCAUUAGUCGAUUGAUCAACUUGACUGAAACAACCAUUGCCUCGGGAGAUGAUGAAGGAUGUAUUAAGGUAUGGGAUACCAGACAACAAUCUUGCUGCAACUCCUUUGAUGCUCAUGAAGAAUAUAUUUCAGAUAUGACUUUUGCAUCUGAUUCCAUGAAACUUUUGGGAGUGAGUGGAGAUGGGACUCUAUCUGUUUGCAAUCUUCGAAGAAAUAAGGUCCAAGUUCAGUCUGAGUUUUCAGAAGAUGAGCUACUGUCUGUUGUUUUAAUGAAGAACGGUCGAAAAGUUAUUUGUGGAACACAGAGUGGAGCUCUAUUACUGUAUUCAUGGGGCCAUUUCAAGGAUUGCAGUGACCGCUUUAUUGAUCUCUCUCCAAACUCCGUUGAUGCUUUAUUGAAGCUUGAUGAAGAUAGUGUCAUUACUGGAUCUGAGAAUGGACUCAUCAGCCUGGUAGGCAUAUUACCAAACAGAAUAAUCCAACCAAUUGCAGAGCAUUCAGAAUAUCCUGUUGAGCGCCUUGCCUUUUCUUUUGAUAGAAAGUAUCUUGGCAGUAUAUCACAUGACCAGAUGUUGAAGCUAUGGGAUUUGGAUGAUCUAUUGCAAGGUUCUGGAAGUACUCUAAGGAGUAGAGAAGCCAUGGCAGACAGUGAUAGCGAUGAAAUGGAUGUGGAUGCUAAAGAGACCAAAAGAAAAACAGCGAGUAAUGGACAAGCUCUUAACAGCUCUAGUAGCUUUUUUGCCGAUUUGUAGUGAGAUGAUGGAACCACUCCUUUUACAACUUGGUGGUAACUGAACAUGAUUUUAUUUUUGUCUUUUUGAUGGCCACAGGCUGAAUUGAUGGCCAGUCUUAUUGAUCAUAAAAAGGGUUUGUAUUGGCUGUAUUAACUUUAUUCCUUGAGAAUGAGUUAGAGACCUA
This is a messenger RNA of Vitis vinifera (wine grape), 2056 nucleotides long. RefSeq names its product WD repeat-containing protein 55. Gene Ontology annotation, molecular function: protein binding. Lineage: Eukaryota; Viridiplantae; Streptophyta; Magnoliopsida; Vitales; Vitaceae. The coding region runs from base 850 to 1890 and encodes 346 amino acids. The transcript is spliced from 15 exons. The record is from RefSeq and is a predicted model, not a curated record.